GAAGUCCUUAACAAUUAACGAAGUAUCGAGAAAAAAUAUCUUGGCAAGAUGUGUGAUUUAAUAGAUUUAAAUAGCCCCAACGUGAAAGAUUUAAUGAAUUCGAAACUAGCAUCACCUCUGAUUCCUGUACCCAGACACGUGGAACCUAAUCAGCAGGCCAACUCCUUGGUGACGGAGAAACGUGAGAGUCUGGGUAACAAUCCGUUUGAUAGCGUAUUGCACGAGACCACCGAAUACAUAAAAAAAAAGGGCGAUCCCUUCGAAGUGGUGCUGCAGAAAGCCUUAAAGUCUAAAAGCACAAAAGGUACAGAGCUGAAAGCUCACCCUGUGGAUUUUAUGGAUGAUUUUACCCCAAAGCGUAGGAGGAAGUAUCAGAAGAUAAUGAAUAAGACACUGGAUGAAUCGUUGGUUAAGAGCAAUAUGAAUCCUAUAAAUGAAGAGAAAAAGGAAACAGCUAUCAGUAAUGUUGCUAAUAAUAUCAAUGUCACUUGUGAUAGCAAUAUAAGUGGAAGUAACAAGUUCACUCAUAAGCAAAAUAUCAAAAUAACAGUCAUGGAUGCAAAUCCUCUUGAAUUAUCUAUUUUAAAUCAAUCUGCAAUGAAUGACACAUUGUUAGAAGGCCCUAAAUAUAAAGUGGAUAAUGAAAUAUCAAUUUUCCUAGAAAAAGAACCAUCAUUUAAAGAAUUUGUUGUUCCUACAAGCUCAAAUUUUAAGCCACCUUUGAAUCCUCAACGUUCAUUGUCACAAGGAAGUAGAAAAUCACCAAGAAAAUUACAGUGUCAAGACAAAAGGCCGCAGUCUAUAACAGAUACAUUGAGAAAAGCUUCACACAAUGAUAGUACUAUGUUAUCUCUUUUAAACAAAGGUUUCUUGGAAAACGGACAGAAUCAACAGUCUUUAUUUUCUGAUCUAUCAGAUGUUUCUUCCAUAGCAAAAUUGAAUUCUGCCUCAUUAUUAUCAAAUCUGUCAUCAACAUCAUCAAAUGGCAUCAUGAACAAUGCUUUUAUAGAUAGCAAUUGUUUGAAGAUGAGUAAUGAGAAGAUAAAUAAAUCUGAGAAUUCUAUGGAGAUAAAAUCAGUACAGUAUGACUUAUCUGACCUAACAGAAAGACUUACUAAAUUAAAAUGUGCUAUUGAUAGAACAACCAGUACUCUCAGUGCAAAGGAAGAAGUUAAUAAAUCCAAUUCCAUGAAAAAUGAGAAUAAUAAACAAAUUGUAGAUAAUAAAUUGGUUGAUGUUGAUGUGUUUAUGCCAGAGCCGAGUUCCAACAUAGGACACGAUAAAAGCACAAAUUCCAUUAGCUCUUCAGAUUCUGUAUUCACUGAUAGUGGCAAAAUCGACAAAUCAAUAUUGAAUGAAGCUAAGGUACUUGCAAAAACUUUUGAAGAGCUAGCUCUAAAAACAGAUUCUGGAUCUAGUACAGAUGAUCUAAUUUCAAAUAAUGGUCUAUGGAUGUCAGAAUUACUACCAGCAUAUGAGGAUGAGUCUGUAGAUAAUCUAAUUGAGUUACUUGUUUCGCCGAAGAAAAACUUAGAAAUCGAUAAAAGUAACAAUUUGAAGCAAUCUUCUGUAAGUGAUAAUGUGGAAGAAAAUUUUAUGAAGGAAAUGGAAUCACAAUUUAUUGAUAGUAUUUCUACUGUAAAGCAGACAACAAUAACUACAUUAUUAUUAGAUCUUAAAAAAUUAGUAAAAGCAGAAGAUAAUCCAGAAGCGAAUAAAUUAAUUAAUCAUCUGGAGAGUGCUUUGGGUAUAAAAUGUAAAAGUAAUAUGGAACUGUUAGCAAAUCUGAAUAUAAUAACUGAAUUACGAAAUGCUGACAUGUGUGAGGAUAAAUUUAAUAAUAUCGAGCAAUCGGAUAAAAGCAAUGAUAAGAACCAGAAAGACAAUGACAAAAUAUCUGAAGAAAAAAUAUGUGAUAAUGAAAGCUCAUUACCACAUACAAGUCAUGAAGCGCAAGAUUCACCACAAGCCGCAACUGUCAGCAGCGAUAAUUCAGUAACUAAAACUUUACUGUCUAAUAAUGAUAACGAGGAUCGUUUGAAUAUUUCAAAUUCACCUAAAAUAGUGUUAAAGAAUAGUCGUUCAGAUGAAAGGCUGGCUAUAGAAUUAUUGAUUAAUCUGGGAAAAUUGUUGAGCGGUCAGGCUGAGGAUGCUACGACUUCACAGUUACUUAAAAGCAUAGGAAAGACGUUGAACGUCGCAUCAAAUAAUUGUAAAAUUGGAGGCAAGUCACAGGAUGAUAAUUCGCGUAAUACUCAACAAGUUUCUCCCGUGAAAACUUCAGAAUCUGAACUUAACGUAUCUGUGUCCAGUUCAAAACAAACAGCACAUGAACGAAGCUUCAAUUCCAAGUUCACUCCUGUCGACAAAACUAAAAGAAGGAGCAUAUCCACGACUCAUUCGUCAAAAGCAAACAUAUCGAACACACCAGUAAUCACGAAACGUAGAAGCACAUCUGAAUUGAAAGAUCGAAAACGUUUUUCAAACAAUCACGUACUUAUCAAUACGAUGGCAAAUAAAAAGACUUCAAUUUCAGGAACCUCUAAUACGAAAAUAGUAGAGACUACGCAACUCGAGAGCAAGACCGAAAAACCAUUAGCGAUAACUGAUGUUAAAAAUAAGUUAAAAAAGAAACUAGGUACAGCUAGUAACAAGGGUCCUAUGAAAGCUGUACAUCCUGUAGGCACUAUGCAAAAAAAGGCAUCACUUGGAAAACAAACAAUUCCGUCUUGUGAAGCUACCACGCCGCCUAAGCACCACGCUGUUUCUUCUGGCAAUAAGAUAAUCAGCAGCACUCCUAACUCAGUAGCUUCAUCAACACCAGAUAGUCAGAACAAUAAAUCGUCGAAAACGUUAAUGCCCACUAAUAAGAAACGUAACUUCUCUUGCGACAUUUCACCGGUGACCGGUAUACAGAAAGAAGAUAGUCCUAAAAGACUUAACAAACCGCUGCAGACUACAAAGAAAUGCACACCUAAACGUCAACAAGCGGAUUUAUCUGGCAUUCCGAAAUAUUGCACGCCGCCGAGAAAACUCAAUUCCUCACUUGACAUGAAUAGCCAUCAUCAACAGUCUCCCCAAUAUUUGAACAAAAGUUUAACAAAUUAUCAACGAUAUUCCCCAAUUCGCUCGAAGAGCGCCGAAAAAAAUGUGCGGAGCCCUCUCAAAGAUAGCAACAAAAUUUUUACAAAAGUGAGACCAUUUAAGCUGAUCUCUAAAUUUAAGGGAAACACGGGUGAUUUUGCCGAAAAGGAGAAUUGCUCAGGAUAGAGCGAUAUAGAGAUGAGAGUAAUUAUGCUCUUUUGUAUCGAUCAGUCGAUUGCCAAAUAGAAUUAAGGAUAGAAAAAAAAACGAAAGAAAAGAAUGUAUCAUAAAAAUCGUUGUGAGGGAUAUACUUGGUUUUAUCUUCUUUUUUAUAUUUAUGAGAUAUUUGUAUGUUUUAUAAUAAAAUAUGCGAUCAUGAUACGUAUUGUCUGAUUAUUAAGAAGUUCUGUAAAUCCUAUUACUCAAAUUUGUAUUUUUCAGGAAAAGGUACUAUCAGGUUACAAAAAUUUAGAACUGUUGAAUUAAACGAGAAAAAAAAACAGGCAAAUUUUAAUAUUAAACGAAACACCAAGAACAUUUUUCUGCAAUAUAAAUAUGCGAUUAAGAUAGAGAACCGAACGCGCACACUUUAACAAAAUUAGCGCUGCGCUGGAACGAGCCUUUUCUUUUUUUUUAUGAAGCCCUCAAAGGCUUUGGGCUCCUGAAUAACCUAGGUUAGGUAUAGUUUCAUUUUUCCUCACGCAACACCUGGCUGGUACGUUCAGUCAUCAUUGUAUAAAUAGAUAUGAAAUUCGAAUAAAAUACUAGCGAGAAAAGAUCAUGUCAUACGUACUCUAGUAACUAUAUGAUAUACUAAAUUCAAAUAGGUCGAUUCUUUUUAUUUGAACUCAGUUGUACUUUUCGUCUUUAGAGAAAAAUAA
Molecule: messenger RNA, 3965 nt
Organism: Harpegnathos saltator (Jerdon's jumping ant)
Lineage: Eukaryota; Metazoa; Arthropoda; Insecta; Hymenoptera; Formicidae
Product: protein ELYS
Exons: 8
Coding region: 49-3270 (1073 amino acids)
Source: RefSeq, a predicted model, not a curated record